Messenger RNA from Mytilus californianus (California mussel), 1652 nucleotides. Its product is annotated as restin homolog. Bases 142 to 1461 code for a protein of 439 amino acids. Lineage: Eukaryota; Metazoa; Mollusca; Bivalvia; Mytilida; Mytilidae. The transcript has 13 exons. The record is from RefSeq and is a predicted model, not a curated record.
CUUUGUCUAUUGGGGACGAAUAGUAACCGGUAAAAACCCAUUUUCUUGGAAAUCUGAUAUACCACAUGUAUAUAUAGAUGGUACGUUUAUAAUCGGAAGGACUUUACAUCUGAAAACCUCGAAAAAAAAACAAUAUAGAAGAUGGAGCUGCAUUUGUUGUGUUUUUUGGUGUUAAUGAUGAUGAGUCGGUUUGGAUGCCAUGGUGCAAGUUACCAAGAAAAUAAAUUAGAGAGUUUCGAAGAAAGGGUUUUUGCCCAUGUUGCUAAUUUUACACCAGCAUUUGCAAAAAGUUCCUUGGAAGAUCGAAUGUAUGACUUAAACACUCGUUUUCUGUCCAUAAUGAUUAACAAAGUUGUGAAGGGUGAUGCAAAAAUAUGGAGUAAACUUGAAGUGGAAAGGAGGUCAUACAGUGAAGCAAUUGAAAAACUUAAAACUGAGUAUUAUGAGGAAAUUCAGACGGUAGAUAGACUGCAAAGCGAGGUCAUCACUCUAGAGACGCAAACUGUAAGAUUGAAAGAAAGUGUUGAAGAUUUCAAAACUAAGUACCAACACAUGUUGGAUAACUAUAUGAAGCAAUCCGAGACUAUCAAUGAACUUGAAUUAAAACUGCGAAACACAGAGCAAACAAUUGAGCAGACAAAACAAGAAUAUGUUGAAGUGGAAGAAAAAAAUACCGCAUUAAAAGAGAAGUACUAUAGGCAAGAGAUUACCACCAAGAUAACGGAAAAGAGAAUGGAGGCAUGUGAACGAAAACUUAAGCUAUUUGAAUCCGUUCGGGUACAGCCGGAGACUGCGGAGGAACUUAUAGAAGUAUCCUUGAGGGAUAUUUCCAGAUUGAUUUACAAUAUGCAAUCUACAUUCUGGACGAAAGUACAAAACUACUUUACAAAGCUAGAGGCAGAAUUUAAAACUGAAGUAACUAAUGUAAAGAAGAACGAGUUUUCAAAGUAUGGUAAACUUGUCAUUGAGCAGAAGGAAGAAUUUGAGAGACAGAUAAGUAAUGUCUACAAAGAAAAACAGGAAGAUUCCAGAACAAUUUCCAAACUAAGAGAAGAAAGAAAUAUGCUUCAAGAGAAACUAGCCAUAAUUAAAGUACAAAUUGAGGAGUAUAAGUCAACAAUAGAGGUUACUUCAACACAAACAACCACUUUUGACAUAGUUCUGAAUGUAAGACGUGAGGAAGACGAAGGAAUGCGUGAACAAGUAAACUUUUAUGAAGUUUUGACAGAAUUAGGUGAAGAAGAGGAAAGCGCAAUGACAGCAGAAAAAAUGACGAUGAGAUGGGAAGAUUUGAAGACGUGGUUUAGUCAAGAUCCUCCAGAAUUCAUAAGACAAAGACUUGAAUCAGCCAGAACCUUACUUGACAACCCUACGACAAGACAGGAGGCUGAUUUGGAAUAUUCACAGGUUCAGGAAAGCCUAGAUCAGCAAAUGAAAAUGGAAGGCAAGGACCUCGAGUGAAACAUGUGAUUAGAAAGCCUAGACCAGCAAGUAACGUAAAUAAAAGGCAAAAUAAAAUUUGUGAAAGUCAAAAUGACAUUAAUAAAAAGCAAGUAGAAACUCGAUGGAGACAUGUUAUAAGUCUAAUUCUCUUUUUUAUAUUUUUAUUUUUUAGCCCUUUUUUCAGAGUUUAAUAAAAGAAAAUAAUGAUU